GGGGGGCGGGGCCUCCGCAACGGCCGCUUUGAGGGGGCGCGAGGGCCGGCAGCGCCUGAGGGACGGGGCGCGCGGCCCAGAGCCGGGGCUGCCGCUGUGGUGGCGCCGGGCCCGGCCCGGCCCGUCCCGCCACCUGCCUCCCGCCCCGGUAUCGACGGUGUCUCCGCGUCGGCCAGGUCUGACCCCUCCUCCUCCGCCUCCCGCGGCGGGUAACCAACCAAAGAAGUUAUGAAUAUCAUCUGUGGCCUGAAGUUGUCGGGCAGGAGCUGUAUUUUCUUACAUUUGUCUUCUUUAACCAAGCAGGGAAAAUGCAAUAAUAUCUCUAGGCCUUAUGCUGCGUAUUGCCGAACUCAAGUCAUUUAUACACGAGAUAGAUGCCAAAGGCUGGAUUGGAGAGGAAAUACUAGAAACUGUUUUUUGACUGGAAGCCCUGAGCACUACAGAAACUUCCUCAAUAAAGGACAGAAGUGUCUUUUGAAUUUUUCAAAUACAGAAGUUUACAAGAAUGCAGAGCACAGUUGGGGAAGGUUUUGCUUCCAGUCUUCUUGGCCAUUGGGGGAGAAGACCACAUCCCUCCAGAUCGGUUCUGUAGAGCAACUUCCACAUCGUUGUUCUGCUUGGAACAUUCAGAUCAUCAGGUCUUUUCAUGCAUCACCAUCCUUUCAGGCUGCACCAGUGCCUCUUUUCUGGAUUAUUGUUAAGCCAGCUCAGAAAUUAUUUGCUAUCAUUCUCGGCAGGAGCAUAAGAAAUUGGUGGAAGGCACUUCCUCCUAAUAAACAGGAACUUUUUAAAGAAAGCGCAAGAAAAAAUAAAUGGAAGAUACUGCUGGGUGUCAGUAGCUUAGGAGUCUUAUUUGUCAUGUUCUAUUUUACUCACUUGGAGGAGACACCCAUCACUGGGCGUGCUCGACUGCUGGUGUUUGGAAAAGAGCAUUUUAGAGAACUGUCACAGAUGGAAUACGAUAUGUGGAUGGAGAAAUUCGAAAGUAAAAUGUUACCUGAGACAGAUGCACGUUACCAGGUCGUGGAGAGAGUUGUUGGUCAUUUAUCUGAAAGCAAUAAGGACAUCCCACAGGUCUCGACGCUCAAGUGGCUUAUCCAUGUGGUAGAUGAACCAGAUGUAAAUGCUUUUGUGCUUCCAAAUGGUCAAGUGUUUGUUUUUACCGGAUUGCUAAAUGCAGUUUCUGAUAUUCAUCAGCUGUCUUUCAUUUUGGGACAUGAAAUAGCUCACGCUGUGCUGGAACAUGCAGCAGAGAAAGCCAGCCUGGUUCACUUCUUGGAUUUUCUAUCACUCAUCUUUCUCACCAUGAUCUGGGCCAUCUGUCCUCGUGAUAGUUUGGCAGUUGUUGGCCAGUGGAUUCAGGGCAAGUUGCAGGAGUUUAUGUUUGACAGACCGUAUAGCAGAACAUUGGAGGCUGAAGCUGAUAAAGUGGGACUUCAGUUUGCAGCAAAGGCUUGUGUGGAUGUAAGAGCAAGCAGCGUAUUUUGGCAACAGAUGGAAUUAGCAGAAACCGUUCAAGGGCAGCCCAAGUUACCAGAGUGGCUCUCCACACACCCUUCUCAUGAAAAUAGAGCUGAGCACUUAGACCGGCUUAUCCCAGAGGCUCUUAAAAUAAGAGAGAGCUGCAAUUGCCCAUCUCUUUCUGGACCAGAUCCUCGCCUCAUUUUCAGACUUAACAUGCAACAUCUCCUGGACUCAUCUAAAGAUCGAGCAACUCAAAAUUCUACAAAGCGAGAUCUCUCAAAACCAAAACUGGAUUUUCCUCACACUCAAAAAGCAGAAGAUAUGCCAGUAACUUUUGCAGCUAAACCUACAAACUAGUGAUAAUAAUUUUCACUUUGUGUGAAACUUGUGGUCCCUGAAGGUCUAUCUUAUAACACAAAUUUGUCUUUGAACCAUAAAGAAGACAUGGCCACUCAUAUUCUAUGUUUCUUUUAUAUGAUCUCUCAUUCAAAGCAGUAAGGAACUGUGCCUACACUAGAAGAGCAGCAAUGUUAAGCAGAAAGUUUCUUAUUCAUCAAGAGUUAUUAAAAUAAAUCACUUCUCAGGGGAAAGAUAAUCUCAUACAAUCCAGUCACACUGUAAUUUUCAGCUUUAUCAGGCUCACCUUGAUCAGAGGACGGAUGAGCCAGAAGCGUCCCUAAAGCACAGGAAAAAAGUACAAUUUUCAUCGCUUAAGUUGUCUGGUUUAUCUUGCUGGAAUUUGGGUUAGAUCUGUUCAGCUUCAUUUAAGAAAUAAUGAGGAGAGCUUACCGCCUGUUCCACGUAUAGUAUGGUUAAAAAUAUUAAGUGUAGAUGCAGUAAUAGCUGAUGGGCUAGAUACACCCCACUUAAUUAGGUGGAUUUACUGCUGGGAUUUUUCUUCUUUCUAAGCCAUUUUAGAAUAAGGAUUCAUUCAACAUUUUUCUUCAAAGUGACCUGAGUGGGUUACACAAAGUUGAAUUUAAAAAAAAAAAAAGGAGCUAAAUAAUGUUCAAGCGAGUCAUUCUUCUGAAGAAAACACUGCAUAAGACCCACCGUUGGUUGGACUAGAAUGUUUCACAAGGAUGGCUGUUGGCUUUUUAAAAUAGAUCAGGGUGCCUCAUCAGAGGGCAGCAACAUUUGAUUUGGGUAUAUCCGUCUGGAUAGAACGUGGAAAUACAUCAUGUAGUAGACAAAUACAAAAAAGUUUCUUGACUACACAGCUUUUGCAGCUGUACCUUAUCCUAAAAGAUUACUUUUCUUCAGGAAACUAGCAUCUAAUGUGCAGCAUCCCCCCAACCUCCCUAUGUGACAGAUUUUAUACUGUGAAGACCAAUAUGCACAGUAGAAGUAAAGCUCUGCCUUUUGUGCUGGACUGGCCAGUACAGCCAGCAUGUUCAUCUUUAUUUGUAUCUGUUGAGUUAUCCCUGCUUUGCAGUUGAUGAAAAUAUUGACAUGUUGAUCUUCCAGAAAGACACAGAAAGAGGCGGCAGUGAAUUUAAAUAAAAAAGGGAAAUCCCAUUCCUUUAUCUGUUAAGAAGUACAUUACUUUUUUUUUUGCUGCUGGUGUUAAAACAAAAAUCUGUUUCAUGUAUGGUAGGAUUUUACAUGAAGAGGACAUUAAAAAUAUUUUACAGUGCACUGUAUUUUUAAACAUUUUUAUAUAUGGAGAGGGGCAAACUUAUAAUUUCUUCAAUUAAAGCAGAAUUCAAGCUUUUAAAAAGGAAAAAAAAAAAUAACCUAUUCAGUGCUGUUAGUGAACAUAGUUGGAAAAAGAGAUUGUGAAACAAAUAAUUCCUUCACGGACUUCAUUCGAUGAACCAGGGUCCUUUGAGAAACACCAGCAACUAUCUAAUUUGUCUUUACUCAGAGGUAAGUUGAUGUAUCUGCAAUGUUGAUGAUGCUAGGUCUGAUCAUAUAGGUCUAGAUUGGCUGCAUAUUGCAAGCUGGUUUUAAAUCUCUACUCACUACUCCUGGCAAGAGGCAGAAGGUCCAGCCUGACCAUUGUUCAUCCAUCCAUUCUUAUUCCUAGUGACAGGAGUUUUUUCUAACAGACAUUCAGUGAUGUGUUGAAGCAUUUGGACAUUGUCACCUGAAGGUAAACAGAAAAAUACACCAUUUAGAUUUCCCUGCGGACAUCAUAGUUUAUACGGCAACACCCAGACCCCAGCAGUGCCGCCUCUCUCUUGCUCCAGUGUCAAAGCUUGUUUUGUUACCCAGGGCUCCCGCUUGACAUGCAGCAUGAUGCUUGUGUCUGUUAGGACUAAGGAGAACAUAGAAUGGGUUUUAUAACAUUCAAGAUGAAGUAUGAAACUAUGCAAGUUUCAGAUUUCUACUGCCUGUUUUAAGUGUCUUUAAUACUGCAGUGCAAUGCUGGAAAUACAAUCUUUAAGUUCACCAAGGGAGAUUUUUUCCGAUUUGAACAUAUAUGGUCUUGUAACCAUGAUCAUGGUGAUGUGAGAGAGAAGAUUUCAAGGGAGAGGUGGUAACUUAGAUUGGAGUGACAAAGGGCAUAAGUACUUUUUCCAUCUAUACUGAUCUAACAUCUCUCUCCUUAAAAACCUUACAUAUGCACAUACACACGUGUAUAUGUGUGUAUAUAUACAAAGAACAUGCACAAACACAAGAGUUAGGCCUCUACACUAAAAAACUUUGAAGUCCAAAAUGGGACGUUGAAAAUUUCAGUUUUUACAUCUAGAAUUAUCCGUAAUAUUUUUCUCAAGUGCUUUGGGUGGGUUUCCUUUCUGCUUCUCUUGACUGUCCAACACUGCAAAUGCUUUGUGCUCCUCUGCCUCUUGGAGGGCACUUUUUUCUUACAUUGUUACUGAAUACGUUACAUCUGGCUAUAUUUUUAAAGUAUUUUUUUCUUUCCUGAACAGAAGAAUUAAAAAAAUGUUGCUUUCCAAAGGUUUAGCAAGUCAUAUUAAAAUAGCACUUUUAAAAUUAAAUAACAUAAUAAUUUCAAGUUGUGUGUGCAUAUAAUGAUGUAUUAUUAUGUAUAGUUAAUCUAUAAAAACUCUAAUAAUAUAAUUUUUAAAAUAUAUCCCUUAGGAAAUACUAUGAUUGCAAGCUUUUCGUUGCAGAAACUUUCACUGUAGAUAGCAGUUGUGUAACUUAGUAUGUCUGUCACAGGAAAAUUAUAUUGAGAAGUGUUGUUGAAGGGAUUCAGUUCUUGAAAGGCAUGUGUUGUGCGAGGGGGAGAAUGGUGGCUGAAGUGCAAAAAGGUAAGAGAUGGAUAAAAAUGCAUCUGCAUUUUAUCCACCAAUACUGUAUGUUGUACUUCACAGCUUCCCAAUGAAGGACUAAAUAUAUCGUACAAAUUUCACUUUAAUCUCGUAAUGCAUUCACUGCUGUGGGAGUGUUGAGAGAUUUGAGAAGCAGGGGACAUUCAUUCAAGGCAGUCCUGGAAUAAAAAUGGCUCAUUAUAACUUCGGGGUUGUCAUGCUUACUCUUUAUUUUGUUUUGGUUUCUUAACACAGAAGUGCCAGGAAGGCAAAGCAAACAGCAGUUAGAAUGCUCUUUGUUCUUGAAUUCCGUUUGUAGUCAAUAAAAGAGAACAAUCCUGCAA
Columba livia (rock pigeon) is the source of this 5029-nucleotide messenger RNA. It is a transcript of the gene OMA1, whose product is annotated as OMA1 zinc metallopeptidase. The record is from RefSeq and is a predicted model, not a curated record. Lineage: Eukaryota; Metazoa; Chordata; Aves; Columbiformes; Columbidae. The transcript is spliced from 9 exons. The coding region runs from base 229 to 1821 and encodes 530 amino acids. Gene Ontology annotation, molecular function: metalloendopeptidase activity. Gene Ontology annotation, biological process: protein quality control for misfolded or incompletely synthesized proteins; mitochondrial protein processing. Gene Ontology annotation, cellular component: mitochondrial inner membrane.